UUUGAGUAACAGUGCUCAGCUCCACCAUAUUCAACUCCCCGCCCAUUGACGCUCGUUUCUGCUCGUUUCCUACAAGACGUUCGGUGGACGUGUCGUUUAGUUGUGAAAAUGCAAGCGAUUAAGUGUGUAGUGGUGGGUGACGGAGCGGUUGGUAAAACAUGUUUGUUGAUCAGCUACACAACAAAUGCUUUUCCAGGAGAAUACAUCCCAACUGAUGUCUUCCUUAUUUGUUUCUCUCUAGUAAAUCCUGCAUCUUUCGAGAACUGGUACCCAGAAGUCCGACAUCAUUGCCCCAGCACACCUAUCAUCCUCGUUGGAACUAAACUUGAUUUGCGAGAAGAUAAGGAAACAAUUGAGAAACUGAAGGAUAAGAAGUUAGCACCAAUCACAUACCCACAGGGCCUUGCAAUGGCUAAAGAGAUUGGAGCAGUCAAGUAUUUGGAAUGUAGUGCCCUGACCCAGAAAGGACUGAAGACUGUGUUUGAUGAAGCAAUUCGAGCCGUCCUCUGCCCAGUGCCAGCACCAAAACCGAGACGGAAAUGUGUCUUGCUUUAAGGAUUUUAGUUUGAUGUUAAAUGGGAAGGGAAUGAUUGAAAUUAAGAUACAUUUAUAUUAAGAAAAUACUAUGUCAAAGUGUGCGGACAAUUGGUAAGACACAAUUUGACUUUGUGAAGUGUGAGACCAGUCCUCUCACCUGUGUUACAUCAUGUUGAAAAGUGUUGCGACAAUUCCUUGAAGGUUGGUAUCUGGUGGCAAGUGUGGGCUUCACGUAGGAACAGAAGGAUGAUGGACAUGUUCUUGUCUCCUGGUGGUUGCUUCAUACAUUUGAAACUACUUAAAAUUGAAUGCACUUUGCAGUGUUCAGAAAAGUGGCUUUGACUAAGUAAUUCUAUGUAGUUAAGUUUUCUCAUGCACACAUAUGAAGUAAUAGAUUUGUAUUGCCCUCAGAGAAUGUGGGAUAUUUUGGAUUCUCAUGUGCAUUUGAUAUAAAAUUUUAAAAUCUACCCAAAGCUAUGAAUGUUUAACAUGCAUUGUGUAUGCUUAGUAGUGAUAUUGCUUAAAUGUUGAAGAAACAUAAUAUGAAUUAAUGGAAGGCCUAAUACAUUGAUGCUAUGUUGUUUGUUUAUUUUGACAUAAAUCAACUUAUUUGUAGUUUGUUUCUUCAGGAUUUUGGGAAACUGUUUUGUUUUCUGUCAAGUAACACGUUUGCUUUGUGUUGUGUUGGUUAUACCUCAUCUUCCCUCAGAUUUGAAUAUACUACUGUUGGUUGAUUCGUGGUGUCCAUUGUGGCCCUUGUGUGCAAUGUGAAUAUUGCUGUAGUGUGUAUGUUGCUUCUGCUAUAGACUUAUCCAUCCUGUUCCUAUUGGAAGCAGACACUAGGUACUACUGCUCACCGUAUGUCGCAGCUGUUUUGGUGUUAUGUCACCAUUUAAUUUCUACAGCGAUAUUUCCCAAUGGCGUAUAAGAGAACAGUUAUUAUGGGGCUGUGAAGUGGAUCUUUCUGAAAAUGCAAGCCAAGCCAUUUGUGGGAUCAAAUUUAAAAAAAUUUAAAAAAUGAAAAAAUAGGGCACUAGAUGAAAUAAUACAACAAGAGGUUUCAAUUAAUAUUGAAGUUGAAGUGUUUUGUCACUUCAAAAAAGUACACGUUACUUAGUACAUUACAUGGGAUCUGAUACAACGUAUUCAUAAACCAUUUCACAUCCAGAAACUUCCAAUCCACAUUAAAAAUCUGUGUCUAGCAGACUGUUAUGGUUGUGAUGUAGGCCAAGAUAUAACAGAAUGUGCUGAUCAAAAAUGUCUGCAUAGCCAGAUCAUUGAUAUAGAGCAUGUUCAGUAAUUUAUGAUUGUUAUCUCUUGUUGGAAAAACUUACGUAAAAAUAUUAUUUGUUCCAUACCUUACCAUGUAUUAAACCUACAGUGUGAGAAAUAUUGAAUAUGUUGUACAAUUCUCAUAGGACUACCUAAUGCAGUGUUCAUUGGCAGGGCAGUGCUGUUAAGAUAUGAUUUGAGAUGCCAGAAAAAAUCGAACAAAGCAUAUCGUAUGUACAGUGGAAUUUUAAAAUUACUACCUUUCAGCAUUUGUGAGCCACUCUUGCCUACAAAUACUGAUUAUGUUUGCACAAAACCUGAGCAAAUUAACUCAUUUUUAAAGAGGGCUUCUUUCUAAGUAAAAUGCUUAUGUCAGGGAAGUGAAUUUAAAAAAUAGUAUCUCAACAUUUGACACAACAGAUAGCUGUAUGGCAGUUUCUUCUCCUUGGAUUGGUGUAAAUAAACUUUUUAACAAUACUGGAAGUAGACAUGCUUUUGACUAUUUUUUGUGCUUUUCUGUCAUAAAGAGUAACCAAACUAACUUACCUGUUGUUUCAAGGCAACCGUAUAUGCGUUGAAUAAAUGUGACAUCAUGUGAAACAAUUUUCCUUUUUGUAAUAUGUAAUGUUUGUUUUAUUUUACCAUUUCAUGGUAUCGCAAAGAACAAUACAAAGAUUAACCUGCAUUUUAAAUUGUGCUUAGUAACUUAAUUAAGUAACAAGUGACUGAAGUUAUUUACUUUUAAAAUAGAUGGUUGUUUACCGAGCUGUGUAUUCCAAGUUACAAUUAACAAUGGAUAAGUUACUUUGGUUCAGACACUCAAUUUCAUUUUUCAUUCGACUAAGACUAAUUAUUAUAUUUUUCAGUAAAUUUACAAUUGUACAUAGCCUAUACAAAUGGUAAAAUUUGUUAAGAAUAAUUAAAUGUUAUUAAGUUGUAUAUUAAUUAAAAAUACCUAUCAAAUAAUCCAGGAAUUUGAUGUUUAUAGCAAGUUUUUGAAUGUUUAUUUAAUAAUAAAAAUUACCUGCUUUACAGCGUUAAUAAUUCUUUACAUUCUUUUCUUGCCAACUAUCCAGCAUUUUACCAACCCAAAAUUUUACAUCCUGCCAAAAUUUGUGAACUCUUACUUUUUGUUGAGACUUAACUGUUUCACAAAUUCGUAAGCAGGUUUGCAAAAAUUCUUUGCAUAAAAACAUUUUUCAAAUAUAAUAUUCAUUCUUAGUUAGAUUGCUUUCUCCUGGGCAAAAACAGAAAUGUGCUCAGUUAUGGAAAUGAAUUAUCCAGAUCUAGAAAAAGGAGUUCUCUUUGUGAUGGGAAGGUAGGAUUGUUUUCUCAAAUGUGGCUAAAAUAAAUUAUGGUUAAAUGAUAAAAAGGAUGGUUUGGAUGACAUUGUAUUAAAAAAUGCAUUUGACC
Gryllus bimaculatus (two-spotted cricket) is the source of this 3222-nucleotide messenger RNA. Lineage: Eukaryota; Metazoa; Arthropoda; Insecta; Orthoptera; Gryllidae. The record is from the annotation of a GenBank genome assembly.